Messenger RNA from Polyodon spathula (Mississippi paddlefish), 3038 nucleotides. RefSeq names its product 1-acyl-sn-glycerol-3-phosphate acyltransferase alpha-like. Gene Ontology annotation, biological process: phosphatidic acid biosynthetic process. The transcript has 7 exons. Gene Ontology annotation, molecular function: 1-acylglycerol-3-phosphate O-acyltransferase activity. The record is from RefSeq and is a predicted model, not a curated record. Bases 588 to 1451 code for a protein of 287 amino acids. NCBI's taxonomy places the organism in Eukaryota, Metazoa, Chordata, Actinopteri, Acipenseriformes, Polyodontidae. Gene Ontology annotation, cellular component: endoplasmic reticulum; membrane.
AAGACCUUUUUUUUCUUGUUUACCGAUGUUCUGCAUGUUUUGUAUUACAUUUUUUUAAAAAAAAAUUGGUAUUAUCAUUGCGGGAGUGGGGUGGUAUAUUUUUAAUAUUUGGGUAAUCUUUUUUUUUUUUUUUUUUUUUUUUUUUUUAAAGACCCACCCCUACACACCAGUUUGAUCCCCUUUCACAAUCUCAAAUUCAUAUAAUAAUUGUAUGCCGCCUUCGGUUUCGUUUAAUAUUUUUUCUGUAUUACAUUUUUUUUCAAUGAAGCAGGCUAGCGAGGUCUGCGGCCUAGUACAAUUCGAUCACAUUCCAUCCUUAGAUAUUAAUAUUAAUAAUACAAUUUUUGUAAAAAUAAAUAUUACACACAACUGACUUGUAGUAAAGCCAAACGAGGAACCGGUAAACAGAAGCUGGCGCACAUUUUAUAUUUCAUUUGAUAUGGCAAAUUUAUAACGAAAAUACGAAGAAAUAAAAGAAUCCGCUUAAGUUUGUGGUAACUGCGGCCAGUCUCAAAUUACAAGGACAGACGCCGACCAGCUGUGAAGUCUUUUAUUCAAAAGGAUUUGCAAAAACAGUGCUGGUGAGUAUGGACCUCUCGCUGGCUCAGGGUUUGCUGAUUUUUCUGCUCAUCCUGGUCCCGCUGCUGUACGAGUGGAGCCCCUCCUUCAAGUUCUUCUGCAAGAUGGCGUUCUUCAACAGCUGGAUCCUCGCCCUGGCCGUGCUCGCUAUACCCAUCUGCGCAGUGAGGGGGCGCAAUGUCGAGAACAUGAAGGUGCUGCAGUUCAUGCUGCUCCACAUCAAGUACCUGUAUGGGAUAAAGAUCGAUGUGAAGGGCUGGGAGAACUUCCCUCUGAAGGAGCCCUAUGUGGUUGUGUCCAACCAUCAGAGCUCCAUUGACCUGCUGGGUAUGAUGGAGGUGCUGCCCUCGCGCUGCGUCCCCAUUGCGAAGCGGGAGCUCAUGUACGCUGGCACGGCUGGCCUGGCAUGUUGGCUCGCCGGCGUGAUCUUCAUAAACCGCAAGAAGACGGACGAUGCCAUCAGCGUGAUGUCAGAGACAGCGCAGACCAUGCUCAAGGAAGACGUGCGUGUGUGGGUGUUCCCUGAAGGCACUCGGAAUCAAGAUGGGUCAAUGCUGCCGUUCAAGAGAGGAGCCUUCCACCUGGCAGUGCAGGCACGGGUUCCCAUAAUUCCAGUGGUGAUGUCGUCCUAUAAAGACUUCUACAAUAUAAAGGAGAACAAGUUCACCACAGGGACCUGCGUGGUGCGGAUCCUCCCCAAGAUCAACACUAAAGGCCUGACUUCGGACGACGUUGCUGAUCUUGCAGACCGCACCCGGCAAACAAUGCUGUCCACCUUCCUGCAGCUGUCCAGCACCCCCUGCCCUGCCAGCGGGGAACGUGUGGGACGCACGCCCUGCAGCGCCGAGAGAGAGACCCACGACUUGCAGUGAGGAGACACGCAGACACACCAACAUACAACCCCAUCCCGCCUUUCCAUGGGAGACACCUGCCAGCUUCUACAGUGCGUGAGAGAGGAGAGGGAUAAGGGUGGCCGAUCUUAAAAUUUGAGAAAGGAGUCAAGCAGACAAACAUUUCAGGCAAUGCCUUAGUUAGAUGUUCAAUGCGGACAAGCAUUUCCGACUAGUACCUUCUAGGGGUGUAUCAAUGAAUCGUGGUACUUCCUUUACACAAUGUACUGUACUGCAGUAGAGAUGUACUAUUCAAAAGCACAAUAACAGCAACAGCAUAGUUCGUUGUAGUUUACCAAAAGGGUCUUGAAUGAAGAAAGUAUUUUUUUAUUAUUUUUUUUUAACCGAAUGGCCCCUUGUUAAAUAAUCAUUUGAUCUUCUACACGUCAUACAAGUGGGCAAACACGCCCAAAACAUAUGUCCUGAUACAGAUCAUACCCCGAUUAUUGUUGUUGUUAUAGGUAGUUCAUCCAGAACUUCAAACACUCAAUCUUCCAGUAUCUCUCCUACACAUUACACUGAUGAAGACAUUAAACAUUUGCUGACUUAGUUUCACCUCAGUAACACUGAUGAAGGCACUAGCUGAAACGCUUGUCUGCUUGACUCAGUUUCUUCUAGUUUCACUAGCUGUGUCUGCUUGACUUUUUGUUUUCCUGAGUUUUUUUAAUGAGUGUUUUAUGAAGUUGCUUGAAUCUUUUUUGAUGUAGAUCGCCAGAAGGGUGUUGUGAUCAGUCUGUUCAAAACCCACAAAUACUCCCCUUUGUACAAAAGACACAAGACAGCGUGGGGUAAUGUUUCAGGUACAAGAAAGAGAGAACAUGAGAGAAAAGGAUGGAAGGGACUUCCGGUUUGUUUACAGUCUCCCAAAGAAAGGUUGUGUUUUUUCCAUUUUUUUUAGCUGCAAGGACACAAUCUUCCCCCCCUUUGAAACCUGCUUACUACUACGUCUGUCAUUCUGUGAGCCAAAGUCAAGUACAAUAGUUUUGCCUUAAUAGUAUAUCAUCUAAAAGUUCCUAAAAUGUAGAAUUUCUGUCCAUUAAGCUCUUAUUGUGUGUGUUCAUUAUUUAACAGGCUUGCUGACUGCUCUGGGAAAAACUGCUUCUGAAAAGACUCCUCUGAUGGUCAGGGGGAAAAAUAUUAGCAAUGCUAAUAUGCUUCCCCGCCCCAUCUUGUAAAAGCAGUCUUUUUGGAAGCAGUAAUAGUAAGCAAGCUAGUUCAGGAGACAGGACAGACCUCCCCUCCCACAGUACAGAGAGGUGAAUUGUUUUAUUAAUGAUGACCUGACAUGGGGAUAAUGAAUUAUUGCCUGGAACCUGCUUGGUGUAAGGGUCUGUCACCUGACCCCAGAACAGAGAGCAGCAGGGUGGAGCUGGGGGUGGUGGAGGGAUGUGAGUGAAUCAAACGCAAUAGAAGGGGAAGUUACUGGUCUGUCUGUGUUGCUCUGAUAGCCCAGAAUUAGAUGAUGUAAUGUAUGUAGAGGGUGUGUAACGGUGGUUGUAACCAGGGCUUCUGUUUUUCGAGUUUAUUAAUUGUAUUUUUAGGAGCUCAUUUUUUUGGGAGGGGCUUUCG